AUGGAUAUUGAGAGAUGGCUGAACGAGACUGCAGAGGCAGGAAUCCCUCCGAAGCAAGGUCAAGCUUCAGACUCCGCCUUCUUCCAACCUACAGAGAUACCUCGGGCUGUGUUCAAGGACAAACAUGCACGGAAGCGAGCCAGAUCCGACAGCUCGCUGCUCGCCCCUCAAACCUACUUGCCGAGAGUGUCACCAGUGAAGACAAAGCCCACGCCUGAAAAGCAAGUGGAUACGAGUGCUCACAGCGACGCAUCGCGCCCUAGCCGAAGCGAUUCUACCGGCAGCGAAUCAUCGAGCCAUCGGUAUGCACGACGACCUCGCCGUAAGACGCGCCCAGAGCUUUACGAGCCGAAACGAAACAAGGAGCGGGGCAAACAUGUGCACCAGAGUCGAAAGGACGAAUCAAAGAAUCCGAGGCGCAAGUCAAAACGCAAGAAGGGCGACAAAUCGGACAGUGGCGUAGCUCAAAAUUUCCACGCCAAGAACGUUUCCAGGGAUCGGUUGACUCUGAAGCCGAAGGACCACCUAGGCAUCUUCAACAAGGGCAAGACCUCGACGGCUGUUCGAGGUCGUGGAUCUGACACGACUUCAGUGCCCGAUCUUGUCUUCUCCGAGAUGAAGUUCUUGCAGAAAGAAAAGGACCAACCAGAGUCAACUCCCGAGCAAGGUACUUCAAAGAAGAAACGCAAAAAGGAUCACGUGCAAACGAAAGAGGGAGAGAUAUCUGCCUUCUUCACCUCGGUACAACCUGCUCUGGCGGAGAAAGACAACAAUGUGCCAACAAAGCAGGCUCGGGCGGUGGAGGACUUGAUUACGGCGAUCCGACAUCACGAGCCGGAGCAGUCGUCAAAGUCUAGCGGCGUCGUACCAACAAUUGAAAUUCCUGGCAAGGGAUCCUACCUGGGAUUUGGAAGCAGGGGACCUCGACACGAAAGUACAAGCUAUGUGUCGUGGCCAGAAUCUGUCCGAUCACCGGACCUGACCCCCAGACGUCCGAAGCAUCCGCCUGUCGAAAACCACGACCCCCACCAGGUCUCAAAUCAUCGCCAAUUAGGCAUCAACUUAAGUGGCAGGGGAGACUGCAGGCUCAAGGUUCCUGUGCCGCCUAUACCGCGCAAGCAAAGGAGCAAUGAAAGCACUGAGCGCUUCCAGAUGUCUUCCGUGGCUCUUUCUCAGAACAGGAUGUCAAGAUCUCACUCAUACCCCCAGCACACUUCAUCGCCACGCAAGUUAGAUCUUGUGGACCGCGCCGCAAAGUUCCAGUCCACUGAGUCUGUCGGCUCUCCGUCAUCGAUGCCACCGUUCGUGUCGAAGCCCGCCAGAGUCGAUGUUGAAUACCGUGAAUCUGGCGUCAGUGCAAAGUCUGCAACGCGUCAAAAAGCCACCCAUUCGGCUACCCACAACACUGUGGUGAACUCGCACCGACCUGAAGGGCACAUGGACGACGUGCGCGAAACUUCUUCGGACCUCGGGAGAGCCAUACAACACUGCAACAGAACGUACAGUGCACAACGAUGCGCCACAGAGCCACACAGAAGCCACCGUGAAGUAGAUGCACCUUACAUCAGUAACAAAGUGACUAGAGUCGCGCCAGUGGCUAUGGCCAAGACACACAGACGACCUACUGUUCGGUUUCAAGAGAUAGAGGCACCUGCGCCCAGGGCUCCGAACUUUUCAGGCCGCAGUAUUUACCAACAGCAAGCGGAGCGAAUGCAUUUCCCGGGAGCGAUCGUUGAGGAAGAAUUUUCCGACUUUAAUUCGCCCGAGGAGGAGCUGAUGCAUUCUCAAGCCAACGCGCCAGAUUGGUAUGAUGAGGUCGAGGGACCACCGUCGUAUGGAAGGGAUUAUGAGGCGACAGAUCCUGGAUUAGGGGCUCUGGGUACGAUGGUUGGCAGUGUGCAGCGCAUAUCGACAGAUAACACUGUAGUUGCUCCAGGAUUCUGGCGUCCCAAUAGAUUGUACUGA
Messenger RNA from Parastagonospora nodorum SN15, 1965 nucleotides. RefSeq lists its product as hypothetical. The record is from RefSeq and is a predicted model, not a curated record. The transcript is spliced from 3 exons. The coding region runs from base 1 to 1965 and encodes 654 amino acids. NCBI's taxonomy places the organism in Eukaryota, Fungi, Ascomycota, Dothideomycetes, Pleosporales, Phaeosphaeriaceae.